AGCAGCGAUCUGACCAGAGGAAGGCAUACAGUCGGUGAGCUCCUAGGAGCUAACACAUUUCUCAGAUUGUCGGGGGUUCUGCCAUUCAACAGCCAGGAUGGCUCGGGAUAUGUCAGAUAAGGAAAUCUUGAAAAUGGAGCUGGAUCAGCUGAAGAAGGAAGUUAGCACACCGAGAACAGCAGUGAGUGCAAACUGUGCAGAUACGAUUUCGUUCGUUGAGGGAAUGCUACCAAAUGAUCCGCUGAUCAAGGGCGUUCCAGAUGACAAGAACCCCUACAAGGGAGACAAGGGAGGCUGCAUAAUAACAUAGCACACAAUGCAUCCAGGGAAAAGUCACACUGUUUUUAUA
Molecule: messenger RNA, 349 nt
Organism: Paralichthys olivaceus (Japanese flounder)
Lineage: Eukaryota; Metazoa; Chordata; Actinopteri; Pleuronectiformes; Paralichthyidae
Gene: gngt2b
Product: guanine nucleotide binding protein (G protein), gamma transducing activity polypeptide 2b
Biological process (GO): G protein-coupled receptor signaling pathway
Cellular component (GO): heterotrimeric G-protein complex
Molecular function (GO): G-protein beta-subunit binding
Source: RefSeq, a predicted model, not a curated record